Messenger RNA from Heterostelium album PN500, 1917 nucleotides. Its product is annotated as phosphoenolpyruvate carboxykinase (GTP). The record is from RefSeq and is a predicted model, not a curated record. The transcript has 2 exons. Gene Ontology annotation, cellular component: cytosol. The coding region runs from base 1 to 1917 and encodes 638 amino acids. Gene Ontology annotation, molecular function: manganese ion binding; GTP binding; phosphoenolpyruvate carboxykinase (GTP) activity. Gene Ontology annotation, biological process: cellular response to glucose stimulus; gluconeogenesis; response to starvation. Lineage: Eukaryota; Evosea; Eumycetozoa; Acytosteliales; Acytosteliaceae.
AUGUUAAGACUUUUUAAAUCAGCAAGUUCAACUUCACUACAUUCCAACAUUGGUUUAGUGUCGUCAGCAACACCAUUCAGUAGUUUUCAGCGUCGUUUCUUCUCACUCGAGAGUUUGAAACAGAAAACAAAGAAUCAAAAGUUGAUCAAUUGGGUAGAGGAACAAGCUAAACUGUGUCAACCAGAUAAGAUCUAUGUCUGUGAUGGUUCAGAGGAAGAAUAUACUGGAUUCUGUAAUGAUAUGAUUAAAGCAGGUGUUCUAACAAAACUUAAUAGUAAGAGACCAAACAGUUAUUUGGCUAGAUCGGAUCCAGGUGAUGUUGCUCGUGUCGAAUCACGUACCUACAUCUGCACCAAGAACAAAGAGGAUGCUGGUCCCAACAAUAAUUGGGUAGAUCCCAAGGAAAUGAAGCAAACAUUGAAGCCACUCUUCUCUGGCUCGAUGAAGGGUCGUACCAUGUAUGUGAUGCCAUUCAGUAUGGGUCCAUUGGGUUCGCCAAUCUCACACAUCGGUGUACAAGUUACCGAUUCGCCAUUCGUCGUCUGUAAUAUGCGUAUCAUGACACGAAUGGGUCAAGAUGUUCUCAAGGCACUCGAUAAUGGUGCUGAUUUCGUCGAAUGUUUACACACGGUCGGUGCUCCACUUGCCCCGGGCGUCGAAGAUUCCAAGUGGCCGUGCAACUCCACCAAAUACAUCGUGCACUACCCAGAGGAUCGCGCCAUCGCCAGUUUCGGAUCGGGUUACGGUGGUAACGCCUUGCUCGGAAAGAAGUGUUUCUCGUUGAGAAUUGCAUCGUCGAUGGCCAAGAAAGACGGUUGGCUCGCCGAGCACAUGUUGAUUCUCGGUAUCACCAAUCCAAAGGGUGAGAAGCGUUACAUUGCCGCUGCAUUCCCAUCGGCCUGUGGAAAGACAAAUCUCGCCAUGAUGCUGCCAACCAUUCCAGGCUGGAAGAUCGAAACGAUCGGUGACGACAUUGCCUGGAUGAAAUUUGGUAGCGACGGUCGUCUCUACGCUAUCAACCCAGAGAAUGGAAUGUUUGGUGUGGCACCGGGUACCUCUGCCAGUUCCAACCCGAACGCACUCGAGACCAUCUCUAGAAAUUCGAUAUUCACAAACGUUGCACUCACCCCCGAUAACGAUGUCUGGUGGGAGGGUCUCGGACCUGCACCUGCCAAGGCCAUCGACUGGACCGGUCGCGAUUGGACACCAUCUUCCGGACGUCCUGCCGCCCAUCCAAACUCGCGUUUCACAGCACCAAUGUCACAGUGUCCCUCGGUCGAUCCAUCGUGGUCGAACCCCAAGGGUGUGCCAAUCUCUGCCAUCAUUUUCGGUGGACGUAGAUCGUCGACCAUUCCACUGGUCUACCAGGCAUUCGACUGGAAACACGGAACUUUCAUGGGUGCUUCCACCGCUUCAGAACUGACCGCUGCCGCCGAGGGAACCCUAGGUGCAUUGCGUCACGAUCCAUUCGCCAUGCUUCCGUUCUGUGGUUACAAUAUGGCCGACUACUUUGACCACUGGCUCUCGAUGGAGAACCGCACCAACAAGACAUCGAACUUGCCAAAGAUCUUCUAUGUCAACUGGUUCCGUAAGAACAAGCAAGGUAAAUUCUUGUGGCCAGGAUUCGGUGAGAACUCACGUGUUCUCAAGUGGAUCUUUGAGCGUUGCGCUGCCAAAGGUGAAGAGGGUGCUGAGGUCACACCAAUCGGUUACAUCCCAUCGAACGGUUCACUCGAUCUGAACGGUUUGGAUAUCUCAAAGGACAGCAUGCGUGAAUUGUUUACCAUCGAAAAGAAAGAGUGGUUGAACGAUCUUCAAAGCAUGAAAAAGUACGUUGCGCAAUUCGGUGAUCGUUUACCAAAGGAAAUUUCAAAUCAAAUGAAUGAACUUGAAAAGAGAUUAAAUGAUGACAAUUAA